CCCGUCAAAUUGGAACACGUCACCAACUGAGGUCUCUUAACAGUAGACAAUAGCGAGCCAUCAACGUCAGAGCCAGCAAUUUUCCAAAGGAAUUGAUCCUAUCAUUGAGAAAGGCUCUAGAACAAGCACACCUGGGUUCCCUUCUCAAAAUCUUAACAUCUGUGCGACUGUUCAUGUCGUACUUCUGUCUUUUUUGAUUUGGCAGGGUAUCCGGAAUCUCAACCUUCCUGAGUUCUGUUGCUGUCCGCAAGUCAUGGGAAGUUUCCUCUCUAUACAGAGUGGAGAGAAACAGCGCCGAUCAAACCGGCUCUCAAAGCCACCAUCGACUUUCACUUCCCGUUCACCAAGCUGCCGUUCACCUCUUCAAACAUCUGGUGCCAGUUCCCCUGUGGCACCCAAAGUUGCUCCCUGGCAAGAGUAUUCGACUACUACUUCUAGUCCCAUCAGAUCGUGGGACCUCGAAUCAAAAGGCCAAAGGCCGCAGUCAGUCCCCUCAGUAUCACUGCGAACCGAGGCGCUAUGGACGGGUACCAGCGAGACUAGGAAGAGUCCGCCCAUGUCCAGAGAGCCAAAUGAGCUUCGUCUCCACUCAGACACGUCCAACACUCCAGGGCCCUUGUGUAGGCGAGCUUCUUUUCAGCCAACUACAUCAACCGCCUUUCGGUCAACUACCCUACGAAGUGAAUCAGGCCAGCUAAGAAGGUCCUAUUCAGUCCAUUCACCUCCCCACAGUACAAGAGGCGCGAUACACCAAAGUAGUCUUGAAGAAGCCACAUCUUCUAACACUCAUUUCAUGGUAGAUAGUCCAGGGUUUUCCUUGAUUCGCCGACGCUCUUUGCUGACGCGUCCUGGGAUCGCUACGAGACGAUCUGUAAGAGAUUCGUCUCGUCGAUGUCCUUCGCCAAUCGGACAAGAGUUAGGAUUCUCAUUCAAUCAUACGGACGAACCAAAACAACCUUCCCAGUGGCCACUAACAAGCUGUGUCGAUUCUGUCUUGCAGCAUACUACUCCGCUUGCUCAAUUUCGCCCGCCAACACCAAGUGACUUCGAGUAUACUCAUUUGGGAACUCUUAAGCUAGGGUCUUUACGGGUAGUGAAUGGCUCGGCUUCUCCGUGUCCCAGCGAUAGAAGUCGACUCCGACCAUACAGUCCGACUCCCGAAGCCAGCACCGCGCAUAUGACAGAACUACGUCGGAGCAGAGACCACUUAGCCCACGUGGAUCCACCAGGGGUGGCUGCCCUAGACCGAAGAGACCAUCGCAGCGUAAUUGAAAAUUCUUGGGAUCCUGAAACAGUCCCAAUGCCAAUGUAUAACAAUCCUGAGGGGUCCAGCAAUGUGCCGUCAUCGGAUACUAGAAACAUGUCAGGUCUCUCAAAAAGCAAGCCAUCCACGUCUAUUCUACAGAUCCCAUCUUUUCCUGACGUCAUUGGACACGAAGAUUUUCCGGCAAGUCCAUUCUCUUUUGAGAAAUCACCGACUAUCACAAUCCCUCAUGGGUUUUAUGUUAAAGAAAUGGAAGAUGAAGGUGUAUCUGUGUCUGAUGACGAAAAGGCAUUAGGCUUCGGGAGGAAAGCUUCUCGAAAAGGCUCCCAUCCGAAUAGGUUAUCCCAUUCACACAGAAAAGUAGAUAGCGGCUACAGCUCUGCUACAUCAGUCCGCUCUCUACAAGACAAUCGCACUAGGGAUUCCAUUGAUUCCCAAGAGUCAGCACAGCGGCCUCCCAGUCAUCGCAGGUUCACACUCGGGGGCAGCAGAGAGCCUGAGAUGUGCAAUGUAAGAGGUCACUCGGGGCCUGGCAACCAGCUCCCUAUGGACCGCCACCUAAGCCUUCAAGGUCCUAGGAUAGGUCCUAGAUGCGAUUCACAUGGUCGGCCAACAAACAUGUUUACAAUGUGCCAUGAGACACCAUCGCUACCGGCUGCUGGACGCCCAAGAAGCUUAUCGUUGACUUCGCCACAGGACUCUAGUCGCACAGUGUCUUUUUCUCGAUAUUGUAAUCAGCUACGCCACUCUGGCACUGCAUCCAGUGGAACCUCACCUCCUUCAGCACACAGACCAGUUCCAACUACAAUCCAAACUACCGAUAAUAUCAUAUCCAACAACCAUCGUUAUGAAGGGCUCACAACUCGCACUGUAGAGCCCAGUAACGUAAUAGGUCAGAAGGAGCUAAAGACUACGAAUCAAGGGAAACCUGGAGCUGACCUCGAGAGUGACCAACCUCACAAGAGCAACCUGCGCCGGUCAAAAUCGGCGAAAAAGCUUGUCAAGAAAACUCCGAAUGCGGUACAUGAUCAAGACCCGCAAACUAUAGGGGCUAACGCGGCUGUUCAGUGCCUAGAAGCAGAGAUCGUGGCACUUCUAACGCCACCAUCACAACUCCCAGUAAAGAAUGUGGAUGUGCAUCCCGAGUCUCUAAGAGGCCGGGCGAGAAGCCGGGCCAUUGACUUUGAACGGCGCAUGACAGUAAAACAACAGAAACACCCAAGCAUAAAAGUGGCGGCUCCACCACCUUCCCUCUAUCAUUGAUAUCAAAUUUCACUGUCUUUCCUGUCUUUCUUCCUCCUCCUCCUCCUCCUCCUCCUCCUCCUCCUCGUCGUCGUCGUUGUCGUCCUCUUCUUCUGUCUCUCGCUCUCCUCUUCCCUCCCUCCCCUUUUUUUUGGCCGGCCUUGGAUUGGAUCUGUUUGGCGUCAACAUAAUAACUAAGGGUCAUACGUGGGAUUUCUGUGUUAAUUUUUGGAUAUACCCUUGUCGACGAUUUGAAGCACUACUGUUCCAUCCUUCUACCUGUCCUACUUUCUUUAUUCAAGGGAUAGUCGAAUAAUUCCUCGCCUUUCUUUUUAUUAUUGUUAUUCUCAAUACUGUACUUGCCAUUUCUGAUUUCUGGUAUGGAAAGGAAAAACAGGACUGUGCGGUACAUAUUCAUCAAAAGUUUUCCACGUGGUGAUAUCUGUAUAUAUAAUGUCAUGAUGCGAGCGAGAUCCGCAAGUAUGAGCCUCAAAGUAAAAACCUAUACGGGGAAGUUUAGCGGUGAAGC
Messenger RNA from Aspergillus alliaceus, 3035 nucleotides. RefSeq lists its product as uncharacterized. The record is from RefSeq and is a predicted model, not a curated record. Bases 254 to 2527 code for a protein of 757 amino acids. Lineage: Eukaryota; Fungi; Ascomycota; Eurotiomycetes; Eurotiales; Aspergillaceae. The transcript has a single exon.